AUGAGUGAACCAGUUGGAGACUUUGGUCUUAUUGGCCUUGCCGUUAUGGGUCAAAAUCUGAUCCUUAACAUUAAUGAUCAUGGAUAUACUGUAAUUGCUUAUAACAGAACUGUAUCCAAGGUGGAACACUUCUUAAAAAAUGAAGCCAAGGGUACCAAUAUUAUUGGCGCUAGUUCUAUUGAAGAUCUUGUUAAAAAAUUGAAAAGACGGCGAAAGAUUAUGCUUUUAGUUAAAGCUGGAUCUGCUGUUGAUGCUUUUAUUGAGCAAAUCAUUCCUCAUCUUAGUAACGGAGAUAUAAUUAUUGAUGGUGGUAACUCGCAUUUCCCAGAUACAAUUCGUCGAUGCAAAUAUUUGGAAGAAAAAGGUUUCUUGUUUAUCGGCUGUGGUGUAUCUGGUGGUGAAGAUGGUGCUCGCUAUGGUCCAUCUCUUAUGCCUGGAGGUUCUAAAGAGGCAUGGGAACAUGUAAAACCCAUUUUCCAAUCUAUUGCUGCCAAAGUUAAAGAUGAACCAUGUUGCGAUUGGGUUGGUGAAUCUGGUGCCGGUCAUUAUGUUAAAAUGGUCCACAAUGGUAUCGAAUAUGGUGAUAUGCAACUUAUUUGCGAAGCAUAUCAUUUAAUGAAAGAAGGGCUCGGUCUCAGUCAUGAUGAGAUUGCUGAAGUCUUUGUAUCUUGGAAUAAAGGCGAACUGGACUCCUUCUUGAUUGACAUCACGAAAGAUAUCGUGAGAUUUAAGGACGAUGAUGGUACACCCUUAGUUGAAAAAAUUAAGGAUACUGCUGGUCAAAAAGGUACUGGAAAGUGGACCGCCAUAUCAUCACUUGAUCUCGGUGUCCCAGUUACAUUAAUUGGUGAAGCUGUCUACUCUCGUACGCUUUCAGCCUUAAAAGAUGAGCGUGUUCGUGCAAGUAAAAUCUUGAAAGGACCAAAUAAUACUAAAUAUAGUGGUGACAAAAAGCAAUUUGUUAAACAAUUAGGACAAGCUUUAUAUGCCUCAAAAUUAAUAUCUUAUACUCAAGGUUUUAUGUUAAUGCGCGAAGCUGCUAAAGAUAAUAACUGGGAUUUGAAUAAUGCUGGUAUUGCUUUAAUGUGGCGUGGUGGUUGUAUUAUUAGAAGCGCUUUCCUUGGUGACAUUAAGAAUGCUUAUACUAACAAUCCAAAACUUGAGAAUUUACUUUUUGAUCCGUUUUUCAAGAAGGCUAUUGAUGAUGCUCAAGAUUCCUGGCGAUAUGUUAUUUCACAAGCAGUUCUUCUUGGUGUUCCAACUCCAGCAUUUUCAACUGCUUUGGCUUUCUAUGAUGGUUACAGACAUGAAAAGUUGCCAGCUAAUCUUUUGCAGGCUCAAAGAGAUUAUUUCGGUGCCCAUACUUUCAGGUACCUUGACGAAUAUGCUGAUGAAAAGCAUCCUAAAGAUACUGAUGUUCAUGUUAAUUGGACUGGACAUGGCGGCAACGUGAGCUCAUCAUCUUAUCUUGCUUAA
This is a messenger RNA of Funneliformis geosporum, 1476 nucleotides long. The record is from the annotation of a GenBank genome assembly. Lineage: Eukaryota; Fungi; Glomeromycota; Glomeromycetes; Glomerales; Glomeraceae.